AUUGUUAUAUAAUGUAAAUACAGGCACUCUUAUUACUUUAAAGUAACCAUCUCACUUAACACAUUGUUAUAUAAUGUAAAUACAGGCACUCUUAUUACUAUAAAGUAACCAUCUCUGCAAAUCUAAGAAUCUCGUAUAGUGCUCAUUGUAGUUGUUCGUACGAUUGCAAAGAGUCCUAUUGUUGAUAGUAGCUUAAAUUGGUCAGAGAAGCCAAGAGGAAUCCUGAGAAUACAAAACUGAUUGUUGACUAAAUGACCUGAAACUUGAAGACAGAUGAGUAACCACAUUACCUCUAAUUUUGCUAUUUCAAGUGUUUUUGGUUGAUGAGGUUUCGUGUGCAGUUUUUCUUCAUUGGAUAACUUGAAUCUUACAUUAUUAAUUGAUAACUUGAAUUUUACCUGUAUUCUUUCAUCUAUAGUAUUUUACUUGAAUCUUACCUUACAUAUACAGUACUUUAACUUGAAUCUUACCUUACAUCUAAAGUACCUUACCCGAAUCUUACCUUACAUCUAAAGUACCUUACCUGAAUCUUACAUGUAUCCUUUCAUCUAAAGUUCUUUACUUUCAACAUUUGGAGAUAUAGUACUACAACAGAAGCAGCCAACAGGUAAUAAGAUUCCAUAAUUGUCUACGAAGCUCUUUUACAAUGUAGUAAUUGAACAGAUACUCUGGUAAUUGGAUAAUCUGACAAAUGAUAUAUAGUAAUGAUUACUUACAGUACUAUAACAUAAAUAUAUAGAUUAUCUAACAAGAAAUAUGUAUUGAUAGUUAACUAAACACUAUAAUCUAAACAUUUUAAAAGAUACUCUGGUAAUUAGAUUAUCUAACUAAUAAUACAUAAUAUUGGCUACUUACAACUGCAUGUUUUAAGCUUCACUAGUAAUUAGGUGAUUUAACUAAUAGUGUUUAGCAAUGGUUACUUAACAGUGUAUUUUAACCAUUUCAAAGGCUUCAGUUACAAUUACGAAAUCUAACAUGCUGUGUCUGUACAGUGAAAGAUUUUUCUAUCACAUCAAGCAUGUUUGUAUACAGUAUAGAGAGGGGAUAAUCACAGUUUAUAAGAAUGAUAUAUAUACCAAUGCAAUGGUAUGUAGCCAUAAAUGUGACCCAAGGUACCAGGCUAUCCAAUGCAGUGGUAUGUAGCCAUAAAUGUGACCCAAGGUACCAGGCUAUCCAAUGCAGUGGUAUAUAGCCAUAAAUGUGACCCAAGGUACCAGGCUAUCCAAUGCAGUGGUAUGUAGCCAUAAAUGUGACCCAAGGUACCAGGCUAUCGAAUGCAGUGGUAUGUAGCCAUAAAUGUGACCCAAGGUACCAGGCUAUCCAAUGCAGUGGUAUGUAGCCAUAGAUAUGACCCAAGGUACCAGGCUAUCCAAUGCAGUGGUAUAUAGCCAUAGAUAUGAUUGGACAAAAGCAUCUGAUAUUUAACAACUGGCAGAAUACUUAUCUGAGAGUUUUAUUAUUCCCAUCUUUAAAUAUAAAAAAACAGUGAAAUACAUUUUGUUGGUUAAAUAAGAUCUAGAGUAAUCAGCAGUUGAUACAGUUAAAUAUAUGUUUUUUGCUUUUUUAGGUAAGUAGGAGACGAGCCAGUGUUGCAACUUUCCACAGACCAACAUUCUUAGAGCGAUCUCCAGUUGGUAAUGACACUUUUGUUGUGGAUAAUCAAUGCCAUCCCUCUGGAGCACUUAUGUCUUCUAGUAGUAGCAUAGGAUCGGUAAACUCAUCUGUCACCACAAGUUCUGUUCCGUUAGGAUCUGCUAAGUCGCCUUCUAUACUUGAUGAACAAGAAGAUAAUAUCAGUGAAGAAAAUGGAUCACAAAUUGAGGAUAAAGAGAGUGCUAAAAAUACAGUGACAGAUCACCUAAGUGAGAAGAGCAUGGAUAAAAAAGAAAUUCAAGGUACACAAGAAGUAAAAGAGGAAACAUCGCUAAGAAGUAAUAAUGUUUCAGGAGCUGAGUUGGAAAAUCCUGACCUUUCUAAAAAUGAUUCACCAGAUGGCCCAACAAACUAUUCCCACGAACAAGCCAUGGGGUUUAACAAAAGUCUAAAUAAAGAUUCAGAAAUAAUUGAUGAUGAAAUAUUGGAGGAACACUUGGCUGUCAAGAAUAGAAAGGUAAAAGAGUGCAGAUCCUUUAUACACGGAUUAUGUAAAGAAAUUAUAAACUUGGACAGUGCAACAUUACGCCAAAGGUUUCGUUUAGGUUUGAGUGUGAUUUUGGUUAUUGCUGGAUUAUUUAGCCUACUUAUAACAUUAUUACCAAGCCAAGCUACAGCCAGUUAUUCUGACACGUAUACUGAAGAAAUGAUCAAACCUGUGUUUUCCUCAUUUGGAGCUCUGGAAAGUUGAAAUAAUACCACUUUAGCAGAUUUUCAUUGUAUAAAGUUAUGUACUAAUCAGCUAUAUUUAUUUCAGAAAUAUCUACAAUAAAACUUAGAGAUCCGAUAACUUAAUAUUUUUUUUUAAAUUAUAAGUGAAAGUUUGCUUUAGAUCAAAAUAUAGUAUUUUUUACCUAUUAUAUGAUUAAAUUGAUAGCCAAAUAUUAUAACGCUUUCUUCAUAUAAAGUUUUAAACUUGUACAAAACAAUUUCUGUAUAACUAAUUCCUUUAAUACCAAAUAUCAGUUAUUGUUGGGAUUACUGCUUAGACAUCUGCCUUGAAAUUGUUCUACAGAUAAACGAAUUUAUAUUAUUCAGUACGUUGUUGUCCAACGAAGGCUCUGUAAGAUGGCCGAAAGCUUGCAAUUAAAAGUUUUUAAUGUAGA
Molecule: messenger RNA, 2759 nt
Organism: Limulus polyphemus (Atlantic horseshoe crab)
Lineage: Eukaryota; Metazoa; Arthropoda; Merostomata; Xiphosura; Limulidae
Exons: 5
Coding region: 1685-2344 (219 amino acids)
Source: RefSeq, a predicted model, not a curated record